Molecule: messenger RNA, 1839 nt
Organism: Rosa rugosa (rugosa rose)
Lineage: Eukaryota; Viridiplantae; Streptophyta; Magnoliopsida; Rosales; Rosaceae
Product: WRKY transcription factor WRKY24-like
Exons: 5
Coding region: 40-1578 (512 amino acids)
Biological process (GO): regulation of DNA-templated transcription
Molecular function (GO): DNA-binding transcription factor activity; sequence-specific DNA binding
Source: RefSeq, a predicted model, not a curated record
UCUCAUAAAUAAAACCAACCAAAGCCAGAGGAGCACAUCAUGACUUCUUCCUUCACUCACCUCCUCACAAGCAACAUGAACAUGAACAAUUUUGACCAGGACCGAACCGGCAGCUGGAGCUGGGGACUCUCCGACCGUUCAACGGAAGCCGAAAUCCCCAAGUUCAAGUCACUCCAGCCGCCUUCUCUCCCUCUCUCUCCUCCCCCUGCUUCCCCUUCUUCUUACUUGGUUAACACCCCUGGUUUUAGCCCUACUGAUUUUUUCAGCUCACCCAUGUUUCUUGCUAACUCAAAUACUCUUCCAUCUCCGACCACCGGAGCCUUUUCGAGUCAGGUUUUCGAGUGGAUGAGCACUCCUAAAGAAAAUAACAGCCAGCAAGGAGCGGAGAAGGAGCAGAAAAUGUUCACUGAUUUCUCAUUUCAACCGGCAACAUCAUCUUCAUCGUUCAGCGUUCAGCAAUCUUCUUCAAGCAUGGUUUCAUCGGUGGAGGAAUCAUUGAAAAGUCAACAGCAGCAAUCGUGGGGUUUCAACAACCCAAGGCAAGAAGAAAGCGUAGCAGAGAAAACAGAGGUGAAAUCCGAGUUUGCGCCAACUCAGAGCUUCAGCGCUGCUCCAAAGUCUGAUUACACACAUUGCAACACUCAUUCGACUCAAUAUGUGAGGGAACAGAAGUCAGAUGAUGGAUACAAUUGGAGAAAAUAUGGACAGAAGCAAGUGAAAGGUAGCGAAAAUCCGCGGAGUUAUUACAAGUGUACAUUUCCCAAUUGCCCAACAAAGAAGAAGGUGGAGAGAUCAUUGGAUGGACAGAUCACUCAAAUUGUGUACAAGGGAAGUCACAACCAUGCUAAGCCUCAGUCAACAAGACGAUCAGCCUCUCAACAACAAUCGCUUCAAACAAGUUCGUAUGGGAUUUCUGAUCAGUCUGCCUCGACAAUAUCCAAUCCAAAAAUUGAAGCUGUCACGCUGCAGGAGGACUCUAACUCAGCCUCAAUGGGAGGAGAGGAUGAGUUUGAACAAAAUUCGCCGAUAAGUAACUCAAAUGGAGCUGAUGAUGACAAUGAGCCUGAGGCCAAAAGAUGGAAGGGAGAAAAUGCAAAUGAGACGUAUGCAGCUCCUGGGAGUAGAAUUGUGAAAGAACCUAGAAUUGUAGUGCAGACCACGAGUGAGAUUGAUAUUCUGGAUGACGGGUAUAGAUGGAGGAAAUAUGGACAGAAAGUAGUGAAGGGAAAUCCAAACCCAAGGAGCUACUACAAAUGUACUUCUACUGGCUGUCCAGUGAGGAAACAUGUGGAGCGAGCAUCUCACGAUACGAGGGCCGUGAUCACAACUUAUGAAGGGAAGCACAACCACGAUGUUCCUGCAGCACGUGGAAGCGGUGGUUAUGGUGCCAGUGCUAGACCUGCUUCUGAUGCCAACAGCAACAGCAAUGUAUCAGUGGCAGCUGUGAGGCCCUUGGCCUUGCCUAAUCAUUCUAACAAUUUGAGCUACCUAAGCUCUCUUCAGAAGCAGCCAACAUCAGAAAGCCAAGCACCUUAUACUCUCAAAAUGUUGCAGAACACAGGAAGUUACGGAUACUGAGUUCUGAAAGCUGAGGAAGAGAAGGAUGACAAGUUCUUUUGGGCUCGAAAGUCCGAAACAGGACUUACAGAUGAAUUAGGCUUAGAUAUAUUGUAUAGUUGGACAGUUCUUAAGGGCUAAUUAUAUACAGGGUCAAUUGCAUUUGUUUAUUUGUUUUGAGGCCAAUAUAAACCUGCAGUAGUUGGCCUCAUUCUUUAUGUGCAUGUUAAAUUUGUUCAAGUAGAAUCGAGAAUAACAUGUUGAAUGAUACAUUUACCUCUA